AUGCAUAGAAAAGGGGAGAAGAAGAUGAAAUUGAAGAAAGGGUGUGUUGCAGUCAAAGUGGGAUUAGAAAAUGGUCCAUUCCAAAGAUUUGUCAUCCCAAUUUCGUACCUACACAAUCCUCUCUUUCAAAGGCUUCUUGAUAGGGCUUGUGAGUUCUACGGCUACCAUACAAGUGGACCUCUUAUGCUACCAUGUUCAGUCGAGGAUUUUCUUCACCUCCAACGACGAAUAGAAAGAGAUGCCAACAAGCCCAAUCACCAUUGUCACCACCACCACCACCACAAUCUAUUUGUAGCUUUGCCACAUUACCUUAGUUGA
This is a messenger RNA of Fraxinus pennsylvanica, 318 nucleotides long. The record is from the annotation of a GenBank genome assembly. Lineage: Eukaryota; Viridiplantae; Streptophyta; Magnoliopsida; Lamiales; Oleaceae.